UCUGGUUCUUCUCUGAUAAAUAUUUCUUGUAUAAUAGUACUCACGAACACAAUGAAAAAACCCAGAUGUAUGACCAAUAAUUAUGAAAAUUUAAAUGAUUCUUGCACAUAUAUAUAUAUCGAGCUAGCUACGUAUUUCUCCGGCAAAAACAUAUCAGAUCGGAUCAGAUCGGAUCAGAUCAGAUCAGUUUACGCAGAAGAUAUAGCUAGAUAUCUCCGUGCAGGGUUACUUGUAUAGUUGUAUUGUAUUGCACCAAAGACUAAAAUGGAUCAACCGAAGAAGCACCGAAGAAGAGUGAGUUUUUCAGAUGUAAAACAAGAUAGACCUGAAGAAUACGCAAACAUCAGAGACAGAAUGAAAUCAGAAUCCUUCAGACGAGGGAGUUCAAUAAUGAAGGAGUACAAUUGUAAGGAAAGCGAAUUCGCAGCAAGCAUUGCAGCAGCAGCAUAUGCAAUUUACUCUUUAGAAGAAACGAGAGCCGAGUUUGAGAAAAGGAUGGUGGAGAGCUUUAGAGAAGAUCCUAAUACACCCAAAACCAAGACCCGCUACAUGGAAGAUAACAAUAGCCAAGAUGAUGAUAAUACCUUUGAACAACUACCAAAUUUAGGAAAUCUAAUGAGGCAAUUAUCACACAAGGAAACAAGAGAUGGUGGUGAUCAAAGUUCAAUACGAAGGACUUCUACAAGACCUAUUGAGGUAGCAGGGGUAGAGCAAAAUGGGACUAGAAGGGUCACAACAACUAAAGCUGAUGCUUGGGAACAAGCACGAUUAGCCAAGAUUAAUAAAUGGUAUGAGAAGAUGAGGGAGAAGAUCAUAGAGUGGGAGAAUGAGAAGAAGAAGAAAGCUGGCAUUGACAUGGAAAGAAGAAAGGCCGAGUUAGAGAGGUUAAAGAGAAUAAACUUGCACCACCACCAAAACAAAGUAGUAAAGAUAGAAGAUGUAGCUGGAGGAGCUAUGAAGCAACUAGAGGAGAAGAAGAGAAAUGAAGAAGCUCAUACUAAACAUCAGGCAAUGAAGAUUAGAUCCACAGACAAACUUCCUGUUCAAUGUUUGUGUUUCGAAUGUUAAUUAACAUCUACGAAGAACGGGGUACUAAUUACUUUGAUUAACGAUAAUGAGAUAAUUAAUUAUGACAUAGCUUAUUGAUGAAGCUAGUAAUUGUACAUGGUUAUAUUAAAUUUAAGAUUAUUUUGAUUGUUAGCAAAGACCUCGUUUUAGUAUAUACUAUUUGUAUUUAAAA
This is a messenger RNA of Spinacia oleracea (spinach), 1240 nucleotides long. RefSeq names its product remorin 4.1. NCBI's taxonomy places the organism in Eukaryota, Viridiplantae, Streptophyta, Magnoliopsida, Caryophyllales, Amaranthaceae. Bases 265 to 1068 code for a protein of 267 amino acids. The transcript is spliced from 6 exons. The record is from RefSeq and is a predicted model, not a curated record.